AUGGAAACGUUGGAAGGCAUGGAGCCAACCAUCCUGGAGUCUUCUUUCUUCGAGCCAGCCAAUCUUGAGAAGUUCGGCAACGACUAUUUUGAAAACUAUUGGCCUCACUUCCCCAUCAUUCAUCGACCGACGUUCUCUCCCUUCCACAGUCCGCCGUUAUUGGUUGCAGCCAUAGCCAUGUUUGGCUCCAGGUUCGACGGCGAUCCUGGGACCUUUCACGUAGCGUCGGCCAUUCAUGACCACCUGAGCGCAUGUAUUUUCAACACAAGGGCCAUGCAGCAAUCCCUUACCACGGACUAUCUGCAGACUCUUCUCCUCGUGUUGGCGCAUGGAAAGAUGUUCUCUAGUAGAAAACAUCACGAAAUGGCACACAUCUUCCACAGUGCCAUGAUCAACCUCUUCCGCCGAGAAGAUGCUUUCUCACCCCAAGUUCUGUCCGCCGAAGCCUCAGGGUCCUCACUGGAACAAAAGUGGCAGAGUUGGAUUGAGAGGGAAUCAAUGACGCGGUUGGCUUUCUUUGCGUUCAUGAUGGACGCACAACAUGCCAUGUAUUUCAUGCACACGCCUGUGCUCAACGUCAACGACAUACAUCUGCAACUGCCAUGCGAAGACGUUCUCUGGAAUGCCGCCACGGCUGAGCAGUGGCAUAAGAGUGCACAGACUACGUGUGAAUCGCCAUAUUUCCGUCAAUGCUUGAGAAGCCUCCUCAGGAAGAUACCGGCGCCACAUGGACACUCUCCUUACUCCCGAUUCAUCCUCCUCCAUGGUUUGUUCAGUGUGGCCACGUCCUUGCAUACGAACGAGUCCAUGUAUCUCAACAUGGGCAUGACUGGACCUCUGGACGAAUGGCGAGCCAUCAUCAGCCAGGGGAUUGAAACUUGGUCGUCUUCUGAACUAUUCAUCGAGACAUCUCUAUCCUCGGCCGCCGCCCGGUUGCUGUCGCGGAUGGCGCAGAUCACCAUGCACUGUCAUCUGUACCACGUUCAUGUAUUCUCGGGGGCCCCUUCGCUUCUUGGAAACACCAUCACGGGAACGGACUACACAAAGGCCACAGAAUAUCUCAAGCUCUGGUUCGCGAGCAAGCACUCUCGCACGGCCCUUUACCACUCUCUGUCUUUAGUCCAAGACCAUCUCUUCGCUCGGCAGCAAUGCCGGGAAUUUGACAAAAACAUUGCUGUCCGGCCGUGGUGCCUCUACUCGGCCACGCUUGUCAUCUGGGUCUACAGCUCCUUGGAGUAUAGUGCAAAUGCCAGAGAGGAUGCCAGAGAAGACGUCCCUGACAACUUGAGCCUGGAACUGUAUAUUCCGGCAAUGAUCCAGCAUGUGUGCAAAGAAGGAUCGACCAUCAGGAUGAAGCAGACAAAAGACCUGCUGAACAUGGUGCGCGUGCACCUCCAACAUUAUCAAUGGGAACUUCUUCAAGAGGCAUGCAUCACGUUGGGGCGACUCGCGGGCAUGUCCCGCUGA
Molecule: messenger RNA, 1467 nt
Organism: Capronia epimyces CBS 606.96
Lineage: Eukaryota; Fungi; Ascomycota; Eurotiomycetes; Chaetothyriales; Herpotrichiellaceae
Exons: 3
Coding region: 1-1467 (488 amino acids)
Biological process (GO): DNA-templated transcription; regulation of transcription by RNA polymerase II
Cellular component (GO): chromatin
Molecular function (GO): RNA polymerase II cis-regulatory region sequence-specific DNA binding; zinc ion binding; DNA-binding transcription factor activity, RNA polymerase II-specific
Source: RefSeq, a predicted model, not a curated record